AUGACUGAGUCUGGAGCUGCAAACCGAAUCAUGCCAGAGGUAGAACUAGUUGCGGGCUUCUGCCCCGGCGACACGUUGAAGGAGCUCGAGUCUGGCAGCUCAUCCGUCCCCCAAGCAACUAUUGCUCUUCUCGAUGACCGAACGAACGACGGAACGAACUCGAUUUCUCGGGGCUACCUGGGUCCUCUCAACGCGCAUCAACUGUACCUAGAGCUGAAAAAGGAUCGAUUCCAUUUCGAAAAAGACAAAUCACAAAAUCAACUACCAGCACACCAGUUGAAUGCUGAUCGCCGCUUACUGUUCAUCACGGACCUAGAUUACUGGUCGAUGAUGGCUCUUGUUUCAACCCUCUCGAUCCACCAGGCAAAGGCCUUGAGGGACAGCCUUUAUCGACAUCUGGCGUUUAGGGGUUUUUUGGGUUCCACAUAUCCACCCAGCGGCUUCUCGACUUUUCAGCUGGCCUUUGACCUUCCGUACUACGCCUUUAGAGUCGCACCGUGUCACAGCCCACCUCGCGAUCCCCGGAAGCGAAAAUCGGCAGCCAGUGACACUCUCAGAAACGUCACAGAUUUGUCUUUCCUCGUGAGGAAGCCAAGGAGCCCCCUACCUCCCACCACGAAAGCAUAUCUGUGCGAGACCCAAACGACCGUUCUCAUCAGCGGGUCAGACCCUUGGAGGUGGGUGGCGUACUGCUUCGUAGACACCUACUUUGAAAGUGAAGACAAGAGGGAAAGCGUCGACGCCUAUGAUGAGGAGGUGGAAAUCGAUGACGAGUCACACGUGCUCUUCCGACCUGAUCCUUUCACGACUGCGGAAUCGGACGCAAAUCUCCCUGUUUUGAAUCCUCGGGAGUACUUUCUAAUUGUGUUGGAGUCGCGGCUACGACAGGCGAGAGACGAAUGGCACACCCUAGCAACAAACAUGGGAGACAGUAUCAAUGAAUACAUCAACACUUGCCCCAUCACAAUGACGGAUCCCCCUUCGCCCCCUCCCGAUGACCCCCUUGCCGUGAGACAAUCCCGCGGUUGGGCAGUCCGUACCAAAAAGCUUCUGCGGCCCCUGAUCCAGAAGCUGGCAGCCACCAUCAACCAAUUGGAUUCUUUAAAGUCAGACGAGACUUUCGCCACACUUGCAGGACGCGCACCUCGAUUCAUUUCUCAAAUCGGCAACCAUACCAAACGAUUACGAGGAUCGUUAGAAGAUCUUGAGAAUCUCUGCAAAGCUUGUGACGACUACAAUGAUGAUCUAUCAUUCUACCUCAGUCAUGAAGGGACUCGUGAUGCCAGAACCCAAGCCAAAAUGGCUAGUUUUGCCCAGAACAUGACUUUCCUUAUUGUGGGUCUUCUCUCACCCAUUGCAGUAGCAGCUGGCGUGCUGUCAAUGCAUCAACAGGCCAUUCCUGCCCCCCUUGGACCUAAUGCCAGGUCAUUCUUUGGCUUGAUCAUUAUUCUCAUGGUUGCAGUGUGGUCAACUAUUGGUAUCAUGGUUCAUUGGAAGCGAAUUUCGCAGGUUAUAACCAAACUUUUCAAGGCUAUCUUGACUGAUGACAUAGACUUGGAAAGACAGCAAGAAUGA
Messenger RNA from Fusarium keratoplasticum, 1575 nucleotides. RefSeq lists its product as uncharacterized. The transcript has 7 exons. Lineage: Eukaryota; Fungi; Ascomycota; Sordariomycetes; Hypocreales; Nectriaceae. The coding region runs from base 1 to 1575 and encodes 524 amino acids. The record is from RefSeq and is a predicted model, not a curated record.